AUGGACGUCUUGGCGCAAAAUCCCCAAGUACCUGUCUUUAAACGCUUCAUUGGCUCAGACGAGGGUAUUUCGUGGACAACAGUUACCUGGGAUGACUAUAAGGACGACCUUAUCCGGGCGGCUUCGGUUUGCCGCCAAGUCCUCGCGGAUGAAGGUAUCAAGAACGGCGAUGUCGUUGGGUUGUGGCUCACCGGGCAUAAAUAUAGCGACUUCGUCUAUAUUUACGCCAUAUCAGCGGCCGGCUUCGUUCCCCAGGUCUUCAGCUCGAGGUAUCUUGCACAAGGCAUCGCUGUUAUCGGUGAUUUGCUCAAAGCAUGCAACGGGAAGGCACUACUGGUUGAUGCAGAAUAUAUCGAUCAUACCGCAGGCUUCAGUCUUCCUACUCGCACACUUCCUGGUCUUUCCUCCGGGUCGAAAUUGCCCGCAGAUGUUCCAACACUUCCUGAAGUCCAGAACGACGAUAUUGCGAUGAUAUUCCAUACGAGCGGAACCACAGGUGGCAAACCAAAGCCUAUCCCAGAAACGCAUCGUUGGAUCAAGAAUCAAUGUGACGUCCACUGGCGCACAGUUGGGGUAUGGCAAGGGAAGUUUGAUGGCCAGGACGUGAUCAACACCCUUGGAAAUUUUGCCCACGUAGGGACGGCUAUGAUGAUAAACUACCUAGCACCUAAGCACGGCUGUGCGAUUCAGACCCCUAGGGCGAACUUCAGUGCGGAGGAGUUACUCGCGAUGAUCGAGCAUGGAGGUGUCAACCGUCUGCAGUUAUACGCACCCUGGUUCUCAAACCUCAUCAGCAUCGCACGUAGAGACCCUCGAGUCUUGAACGGUCUUCGUGGCAUGCGACAUAUUGCUUAUACCGGUACAGCGCUCAAUCCUGAGGACGAAGCUUGGAUUCGAACCAACGACAUUCCAGCGACCAACAUGUAUGCAUCCACCGAAGCUGCUCCUUGUCUCAUAGCCAACCUUUCCGAUCGUCCAAGGCGUCAUUUGCUGCGCGUUAUUUCUGAUGUACAAGCCCAAUUCAUUCCCACAUCGAGCGUGAAUGAUAGCGGAACGAGAGAAGAAUCGCGGCAGGGCGAUGCUGGGAGAAAACUCUUCGAUCUCUUUUUCAGCGACACAGCUCCAAAUUGCCCUCAUCCAAGAGUCCGUAAUAGAGCAGACGGAUUCGUCACCGGUGAUUUGUUCGAAGAAGUCGAGCCUGGUUAUUAUGUAUUCCGUGGUAGGAAUGACGACUGGAUCCAGACGGGUCGCGCUCUUACUUUCUGUGAUACCAAGUCUAUCGAGGACAAUGUUUUCGUUACCUGCGCGGAUGUCGUACACAACUGUACGGUCGUCGGGAACUACAAACCUUUCCCCGUGCUCUUCGUUGAACCUGUCAACGAGACUGUCACAGAGGACGACAUUGACGCAUUGAAGAAGACUAUCAUCAAUCUUACCGCCCCAUACAAUGCACGUCUGUUCGUUGAUGAGCGCAUACAAGACCCGUCUCAUAUUGUUGUCGUUCCGAGAGAGUCGUUGAGCAGGACUGGGGAGAAAGGCAACGUUAGGCGCAAGAUAGUCGAGCAAGACUUCAAAGACGUAUUGGACAAUAUUUACACGGCAGCUCGGGGGUGA
This is a messenger RNA of Stereum hirsutum FP-91666 SS1, 1614 nucleotides long. RefSeq names its product acetyl-CoA synthetase-like protein. NCBI's taxonomy places the organism in Eukaryota, Fungi, Basidiomycota, Agaricomycetes, Russulales, Stereaceae. The coding region runs from base 1 to 1614 and encodes 537 amino acids. The record is from RefSeq and is a predicted model, not a curated record. The transcript is spliced from 9 exons. Gene Ontology annotation, molecular function: medium-chain fatty acid-CoA ligase activity. Gene Ontology annotation, biological process: fatty acid metabolic process.